This is a messenger RNA of Cyclopterus lumpus (lumpfish), 395 nucleotides long. RefSeq names its product placenta-specific gene 8 protein-like. The record is from RefSeq and is a predicted model, not a curated record. The transcript is spliced from 4 exons. The coding region runs from base 81 to 395 and encodes 104 amino acids. Gene Ontology annotation, biological process: positive regulation of transcription by RNA polymerase II. Lineage: Eukaryota; Metazoa; Chordata; Actinopteri; Perciformes; Cyclopteridae.
GCGCUGCCUCCGCCCUCCACCUGUCAUCCAGGAGAAACUCUUCCAGUCUCUUCCGCCCCCUCGACCGCCUGAUCCCCAUCAUGGCCGUGACCAACCAACCGAGAAGCUACUCGCCAUCCGAAUUCCAGACCGGCCUGUGCGACUUCUGCGACGACUGUGGAACCUGUUGCUACGGCCUGUUCUGCUACCCAUGUCUCGGCUGCUCCAUCGCCAGCGACAUGGACGAGUGCUGCCUGUGCGGGCUGAGCGUGCCCAUCCGCAGCGUCUACAGGACCAAGUACAACAUCAACGGGUCGCUGUGCAAUGACUUCAUGGCCGUCAUGUGCUGCCCGGUCUGCACCACCUGCCAGCUGAAGAGAGAUAUCGACCGCAGGAAGGAGCAAGGCAUCUUCUGA